UUUCUCGCCAAAGCCCUCAUUUGCAGUGCCACUGUCUUUCCCGGCGGAAGUCUUAAUACCAAAAGACUUUUGAAGGUUUUGCUUUGCAGCAGCUAUGGCGACCACAGCUCCAGCAGCGACAACGGCGCAGCUUUCUCAGAAGGAAUCCGACAUCCAGAUGAUGUUGGCUGCCGAGGUCCAUCUGGGAACCAAGAACUGUGACUACCAGAUGGAGCGUUACGUCUUUAAACGCCGCAAUGACGGGAUCUACAUCAUUAACCUUGGUAAGACCUGGGAGAAACUACAACUUGCAGCCAGGGUUAUUGUUGGUAUUGAGAAUCCUCAAGAUAUUAUUGUCCAAUCUGCCAGGCCCUAUGGCCAGAGAGCUGUGUUGAAGUUUGCACAGUACACUGGUGCUCAUGCUAUUGCUGGGAGGCACACUCCUGGUACAUUCACCAAUCAGCUUCAGACAUCUUUCAGUGAGCCUCGUCUUCUCAUUCUCACUGAUCCUAGGACUGAUCACCAGCCCAUCAAGGAAGCUGCCCUUGGAAACAUUCCAACAAUUGCUUUCUGUGAUACUGAUUCUCCAAUGAAGUUUGUUGAUAUUGGUAUUCCUGCCAAUAACAAGGGAAAGCACAGCAUUGGUUGUCUGUUUUGGCUGUUGGCAAGGAUGGUUCUUCAGAUGCGCGGUAUCAUUCCUCCUGGACAGAAGUGGGAUGUCAUGGUGGAUUUAUUCUUCUACAGGGAGCCUGAAGAGGCCAAGCAACAAGAAGAGGAAGAAGCAGUUGCUGCCCCUGAGUAUGGACUUAUGGGUACUGAUUUUGGAUUGGGUGCUGACCAGUGGCCUGCACAAAUAUCUGAUGCCCAAUGGCCUGCUGAUGGUGUUCAGCCACCUAUUGCUGCUGCUCCCACUGAUAACUGGACUGAACCAGUAGUUCCUCCGAGUGGAGAUGAUUGGGAUGCUGCAGCUCCUCCACAGAUUCCGGGUUCUGGAAUCACUGUUGCUGCUCCUGCUCCUGCUCCUGCUCCUGCUCCUGCUCCUGCUCCAUCUGGCUGGGAAUAAAGAGGAAUAUGGAAGGAUUUUUUUGUUUUGACAAGUUAUUCUUACGAGCUAGUUUUGAACUUGAAUCAAUUUCUCUUGAGCAACAAUCGUGUUUCUGUCAGUGUUUAGUUUUAGAAAUCAGAAUUAGAUAUUUCGUUGAAACCAGGUGAAAGUGACAAAAUUCAUUUUUAGCUUGUGCUGAAAUUCUUAGGCAUACCAUGCUUCUAAUUUCUUCAUAUGUCAACAUAAUCUAGUUUCAUUGAUGGUUUGCGAACCUUCAUUUGAAAUGCUCCAUUAAAAUCUCUAUGCAAGU
Molecule: messenger RNA, 1334 nt
Organism: Rubroshorea leprosula
Lineage: Eukaryota; Viridiplantae; Streptophyta; Magnoliopsida; Malvales; Dipterocarpaceae
Source: the annotation of a GenBank genome assembly